CUCAUAGCCACCAUGGGGCCAGAGGUGACCAGCCUAUUGUUGCUAGGGCUGGUAUUUUGCUAUGCAAGUGAAAUUAAAACAGUAAGAAAAGCUAACCAUGGCCACUUUGUCUGCAGCACCUGGGGAAAUGACCAUUUCAAAACCUUUGAUGGAGAUUUUUACCAAUUUCCUGGGGUCUGUGAUUACAACUUUGCUUCAGACUGCCGAGAAAGUUAUAAAGAGUUCUCUGUUCAUAUCCAGCGUGAGCAGAAUGAUCAAGGUCACCCUAAUAUCAAAUAUGUUCUUGUUACAAUCAAAGAUGUUGCUAUUUACCUCACUCACAAGAUGGUUGCAGUAGAUGAGCAAAUGGUAAAGACUCCUUAUUAUGGUUCUGGUGUCCUGAUUGAGAUGAACAAUAUAUAUACUAAAGUCUAUGCAAAAGUGGGCCUAAUUCUGAUAUGGAACAAAGCAGAUGCUUUGAUGAUUGAGCUUGACUCUAAAUUCAACAAUUAUACUUGUGGCCUUUGUGGAGAUUAUAAUGGACAAAAUAUCUACAAUGAAUUUAUUUCAAAUGGAUUAAUCUACAACCCAAUCACAUUUGGAAACCUACAAAAAGUUAAUAACCCCACAACAACAUGUGAAGACCCUGAUGAGACAAAGCCUAUUGAACUGUGCAAGCAGCAUCGCGAAGAGUGUUUCGCACUCCUAACUUCACCGGCAUUUGCGGAUUGCCAGAAUCGCCUGAAUCUAGAAAAGUAUGUUCAAGCUUGUAUGCAGGACCGAUGUGCUUGUCAGCGUGGAAGUGACUCUUUCUGCCUCUGCAGUACCAUCUCUGAAUAUUCACGACAGUGUUCCCACGCUGGUGGCAGUCCUCAGAAUUGGAGGACCCCUCAGUUCUGCCCGAGGUCAUGUCCCAAAAAUAUGAUUUACCUGGAAAGUGGUUCCCCCUGUAUGGACUCCUGCUCGCACCCGGAGAUCAGCAGGCUAUGUGAAGAGCACUAUAUGGAUGGCUGUUUUUGCCCCGAAGGCACAAUAUAUGAUGAUAUCACAGGGAAUGGCUGUGUGUUGUUAAGCCAAUGCCACUGUAAACUUCAUGGAGAAAUAUUCGCCCCCGGUCAGAAAAUUUCCAAUGAGUGUGAAGAGUGCAUUUGUCAAUCAGGGAGAUGGCGAUGCGAGGAGUUACCAUGCCCAGGUACCUGUGCUUUGGAGGGUGGAUCCCACAUAACCACUUUUGAUGGGAAGAAAUAUACCUUCCAUGGAGACUGUUACUAUGUGUUGACCAAGGUGUGUGUGAAAUACUUCUCUUUGGAGGUUGCUGCUGAGUUUUGUCCAGACCAGUCCAUUAGGUUGGAACUAAAUCCGAGAGAUUUUUUUCCAAUGUUCUUUAUUUCCUUUUCAGAAUGUUCAUCCAAUAAGACAUAUUUUGAUUGCAACAACUUUGACUCUUGGUCUUCCCAAACACCAAUACAACUUAGUUGUCAAACACUGGGUACCGGUCAGUUCCAGACUGAAUGUAUGUCAGGAUGUGUUUGCCCUGAUGGCUUGAUUGAUGACGGCCAAGGGGGAUGUGUAGAAGAAGAUGACUGCCCAUGUAUUCAUAACCAGGCGUUUUAUCCCAAUGGAGAAACAAUAAGCGUUGGCUGCAACACAUGUACCUGCCAAAAAGGAAGCUGGAAAUGCACCAACAUAGUGUGUUACGGGACAUGUACCAUUUAUGGCAGUGGCCAUUUCAUAACCUAUGAUGGAAAAUUCUAUGACUUUGAUGGUCACUGUGAAUACGUGGCUUCUCAGGAUUACUGUGGCAAUCAGCAAGGAACGUUUAGUGUGAUCACAGAGAAUGUUCCCUGUGGAACGACAGGAGUUACCUGCUCCAAGGCCAUUAAAUUGUUUCUAGGGACCACCGAACUGAAGCUGCAAGAAAAACACAUUGAAACAAUUGAGCGGGGUAACUACAGCUCUAUAACUUACUGGAUUCGUGAACCAGUUGGGAUGUAUACAGUAAUUGAAGCCAGCAAUGGAGUGAUGCUCAUCUGGGAUAAGAAGACAACUGUUUUCAUCAAGCUGAUGCCAUUUCAUAAAGGAAAAGUCUGUGGUUUGUGUGGUAACUUUGAUGACAAAGCCAGCAAUGACUUUACAACAAGGAGUAUGGCUCAAGACACAGUCAGUGCCUUGGCAUUUGGAAAUUCAUGGAAAAAGGAUCCGGCUUGCCCUGAUGUAGAGGUGGUCAUUGAUCCCUGUGAGAUGAAGCCACAUCGGAAAUCUUGGGCAGAAAAAGAGUGCAGCAUUAUCAAAAAAGAUGUUUUUAAAGCUUGUCAUUCCAAGGUGGACCCAGAACCAUACUAUGAAGCUUGUGUACAUGAUUCCUGUGCCUGUGAUACUGGGGGGGACUGUGUAUGCUUCUGCACUGCAGUUGCUGCCUAUGCACAUGAGUGUGUCAAAGCUGAUGCGUGCAUCCACUGGAGAACUCCAGAUAUAUGCCCAAUCUUUUGUGAAUACUUCAAUCCUGAUGAAGAUAAAUGUCAGUGGCACUAUGAGCCUUGCGGACGUGAUAUUUUAACUUGCAAAAUCCUCAAUCAAGUCACCACCAACUUUUCAGUGUCAUUCUUAGAAGGUUGCUACCCACGAUGUGAUCCAGAAACUCCAAUCUACAAUGAAGAAACCAAUUCAUGUGGAACAAAGGAUACAUGUGGUUGCUACCAUAAUGAUACUUACUACCCACCUGGAAGUCUCAUCCCCAGUUAUGAACUGUGCCACACUUGUUACUGCAACUCAGCAGGAAAUGUGACAUGUAAACCUAAAAAAGAGUGUUGUGUUUAUGAUGGCGAAGAGUAUAGAGUGGGACAAAAUGUCACUUCCCCCACUAAUCCAUGUGUGUACCGAAUAUGCACAUUAAAUGGCACCAUGGAAAUUAGAUAUGAUGGAUGCACUUCAACUUCUCCACCUACAACCUCUCCCAGCACUACUACUCCUACCACCACCGCUACUACCACACCAAUGACUUCUACAACAGUUUCAACUACCAGCACUUCUACAAUAAGUUCAAGUAAGUACAAAACAUGUUUCAUUCAUUUUUUUUAAAUUUUAUUUUAAAGG
Messenger RNA from Thamnophis sirtalis, 3072 nucleotides. The record is from RefSeq and is a predicted model, not a curated record. Lineage: Eukaryota; Metazoa; Chordata; Lepidosauria; Squamata; Natricidae.